Messenger RNA from Helicoverpa armigera (cotton bollworm), 1313 nucleotides. RefSeq names its product probable enoyl-CoA hydratase. NCBI's taxonomy places the organism in Eukaryota, Metazoa, Arthropoda, Insecta, Lepidoptera, Noctuidae. The transcript is spliced from 6 exons. The coding region runs from base 85 to 1110 and encodes 341 amino acids. The record is from RefSeq and is a predicted model, not a curated record.
GUUCACUUUCUCGCUCGCAUCGGAUGAGAACGACGAGGGAUUUUAUUGUUUUGUUUUGGAAUUGAAUUGCUGAUUACCGACAAAAUGAGAGUUCUUCUGAAAAGAUUAAUUUCUGUAACUAAUAUAUCUAUGCAACGGUAUGCAGUGCGAUUAUGUUCCAGUGAUUCUCAAGCUAAAGCAGCUGUAAAGGAUAAACCGGAGGAGCAUGAACCAAAAGAAUCGGAAAAAAUUGAAGUACAAAAAAAAAACGUUGUUGUCGAGAAAUUUGGGCAGAUCACGACACUGAACAUCGACCGCCAGCCAACACGUAACAGCCUGGACAUCGCCACUCUUCAGGAAAUGACAGAAGCCAUAAAUGCUUUUGACAAAGAUCCGGAAGCAAAAGUCUUGGUUUUCAACGGAGAAGGUGGAUCCUUCUGCUCGGGCUUCAACAUGAACGAUAUUGGCACAGUCGGUUACCAUAACCUUAAAGACGCAGCGAUGCGCCUAGAGCGUCGUCCUCUGUGCGACAAGAUCACAAUAGCUGCGGUCUCAGGGUAUGCGGUGGCUGAAGGCUUUGAGCUCGCACUCUCGUGUGACCUGCGUGUUAUUGAGGAUACAGCCAUACUGGGAUGCCUCGGAAGGAGGUUUGGAGUCCCCCAGUCGUUAUUUGGCGCUCGUAAACUGACGUCUCUGAUUGGGCUGUCCCCUGCACUGGAUCUGCUCAUCACUGGCAGACUGAUCACAGGAGUAGACGCUCACCGGCUGGGACUGGCUUGCAAACUCACUUCUACUGGCACAGCUCUAGGCGAAGCAAUAAAGCUAGCCAAAUCUCUAGUAAAGUUCCCUUCAAACGCGAUGGUCAUGGACAAGAUGGCGGCCAUCAACUCUCAGCUGAACCCCAACAGUGAGGAGAGCAUGAGAGACGAGGCUAUCAUGAACAGCUUACUUGGUAACGCCAUCGAAGAUAUGAAGGAAGGAGUCAAGAAGUUUCAAGCAGGUAUAGGCAAACACGGUAAAUUCUACAAGCUAACAGAGGUCGAGCUAAAAGACUGGGAGCUCGAAGAAACUUCAGAUGAAGUCACCAUAAAAAUAAAGCAGAAAGAAAAAGAAGAUAAUAUUAAAUCUUAAUAGUUUCAAGUGUUGUAAAUAUAAGACUGUUUGAUUUAUAAAUAAGGUUGUUUACAAGUGGACAAUAGUAAACCGCUUGGCCAAAGUUGAGCCAAAGGCAUUUGUAUUGUUAAGCUAGUCAUUCUAAUGGUUGAUUUUAAGUAUGUAAAUGUACUAACUGCACUUGUUUAUUAAAAUAUGUUAGCACAAACUUCUAAAACGGA